This is a messenger RNA of Oncorhynchus nerka (sockeye salmon), 3883 nucleotides long. It is a transcript of the gene ptprnb, whose product is annotated as protein tyrosine phosphatase receptor type Nb. Gene Ontology annotation, biological process: protein dephosphorylation; insulin secretion involved in cellular response to glucose stimulus; regulation of secretion. Bases 191 to 3139 code for a protein of 982 amino acids. Gene Ontology annotation, cellular component: synapse; secretory granule. The record is from RefSeq and is a predicted model, not a curated record. NCBI's taxonomy places the organism in Eukaryota, Metazoa, Chordata, Actinopteri, Salmoniformes, Salmonidae. Gene Ontology annotation, molecular function: protein tyrosine phosphatase activity. The transcript is spliced from 23 exons.
GGGAUUUACACAUUUCUCGCAACAUUUGCUGUCGCACUCACAUUUGGUGCGCUUCUGCUGCCGAAAAUCCACGUCCUUCCUUUGGAGUCGGAGUGGAUGUGCGACAUUAGAAAGUCCCUCCGAUAGUUGACACGGAUCAUGAGGGUUUAAAACGCACCGCUGAACAGCUCUGUCUGUCUUGGGGGAAACCAUGGGAUCUCAGCGACUAUGGAGCGUGUUAUGUGUGAUGGCGGUGUGCUAUCAGACGGGGAUGUCAAGCAGAUACGGCUGUCUGUUUGAGAAGAAGCUCUGCCCCAGAGACCAACCAUGCUCAGAUGAUGGGCUGUUUGGCCAAUGUCUGCUGCCCCAGCAGGAGAUGGUUCUGUAUGAGGUGUCAGUGCCUGUGCUGCACAGACUACAGGAGGUGCUCAAGGAACUGAUGAUGCAAGGAUUGUCCUGGCAGGAUGACAUCACCCAGUACGUCAUUCGCAAGGAGCUGAGCCGUGUUUCACUGACCCGCCCCCUGUCUGGACGUCAUGACAACCCCUCGUCUCAGUCCUCAGAACCUGUGCAGAAUGCCCAUCUUUCCAAGAUGCAGUAUCCUCCCAACUCCAGGACCAAGGCUCAAGGGGACGAUCCCAACCCAGACCUGAUGCAGAGUUACCUGGACUACAUGAUCGUGGAUCCCCCCAAGGCCUCCCAGUCCCUCGACAUGCAAACUCUGGACCCUUACACCUACCGCCAGCAGUAUGGUUACCAAGACGAUGAGGAGCGCUCUCUUAAUUCUCUGGAGGGUGGUGGUUUCCCCCGCCCUUCUACUCACGCCGGGGGUAAAGGGUCCCGCCCCCAGGACCGAGACCGCCAGGUGCUCCAGGACCUGGUCUCCCUGUACCUCUCCUCCCCCGCCCAGCCGGCCUCCCGCCACCGUGGGGCAGCAACACCGAUCUCUACCUCUCCCUUGUACCAGGACCUGGACUUCCCUCUGGACUACGCAGAGGACUACGUUUCCCAGCAGGACGUGGAGGUCCGCAAGCAGCAGCAGCUGGAUCAAACGCAGAGGAAAGCUCAGAAGGACUACGGAUCGCUAGCUGGAUUGGAUGAUGACUCCCUGCAGAAAGUGGCUCUGCUCCUGGACCACUAUGGCAUUGAUAUGAAGGACUUAACCCCUCCACAGCUGGCCAACCUGCCUGCAGCACUGAAACAGCUGCAGAUGGAGAGUGCUACUGACUUGGGCACCGACACAGCAGACAAAUACCGGAACAGUGCUGCCCCACGUAAGAAGAUCACUGAAGGGGCCAUGACACACAAGGUGGACAAAUCUCCCGUGCUAGGUGCCCCCACCUCCCUUCCUGCCCCGCCCCCUGGGCCCCAAGCCUCCCCAGAUCACCCUCCCACCAUGGGGGCCCCUCCUGUCACAGAGGGAGCCAGUGUAAAGGAGCCAGGGGCCCCGGUGGAAACAAAGAUGCAGGGGAAGAAAGAACCACCAGGAGGGACCACACAUGUGAAGGAGGAAUACGGCUACAUCGUCACCAACCAAAGCCCCCUCAGUCUGUACGACGGGGUGCGUCUGCUGGGGCUCCUGGCUGAGAGGAUCCCACUCUCCACUGGCUCUUUCAUCAACAUCAGUGUGGUGGGCCCUGCCCUGACAUUCCGUGUUCGCCCCAACAGCCAGAACCUGAGUGCUGAAGACGUGGCAGAGAAAGCCGUUGCAGAGAAGAACUUUCUGGAGUCUGAAACUGCUCUGAAGAUCCUGCAGACAGGUGUCGGUGAGAGAACUGAUGGGCGGGGCUUACCUCAGGCCACCCGGGUCCGAGAUGGCUCCCGUUGGGUGUUCAUGACCAUGGUGGGCGUGGCCUGUGUUGGCGGGAUCCUGGUGGCGACAAUGACCAUCGUCUGCCUGCGUCGCCACACCAACCGCCUGGCGUCUGAGAAGCUAGGCCUGGGCCCAGAGGGAGGCAGCGUUACACACCAGGAGUACCAGGACCUGUGUCGUCAGCACAUGGGAUCCAGGGGACUCUUCGAGCGUCAGGAGGGGGCAGGAGCUGCGGGGGGCGGUGGGGGUGGUGGAGGAGGAGGAGGUGGUGGAGGAGGAGGAGGUGGUGGAGGAGGAGGAGGUGGUGGUGGUGGUGGUGGAGGAGGAGGAGGUACGGACACGUCCAGGGUGAGCAGUGUGUCGUCCCAGUUCAGUGAUGCGCCCCAGCCCAGCGACGCGCCCCAGCCCAGCCCGAGCUCCCACAGCAGCACCUCUUCCUGGUGCGAGGAACCAGCGCAGACCAACAUGGACAUCUCCACCGGUCAUAUGAUCCUGGCUUACAUGGAGGACCACCUGAAGAACAAGGACCGUCUGCUGAAGGAGUGGGAGGCCCUGUGUUCCUACCAGGCUGAACCCAGCACCAUGUCUGUGGCACAGAGUGACACCAACCUGAAGAAGAACCGCUGCCCUGACUCUGUGCCCUAUGAUCACUCCAGGGUGAAGAUGAAGGCGGAGAACAACCCCUCCAGGACUGACUACAUCAACGCCAGCACCAUAAUUGAGCAUGACCCCCGGAUGCCAACGUACAUCGCCACCCAAGGACCCCUGUCUCACACCAUCGCCGACUUCUGGCAGAUGGUUUGGGAGAAUGGCUGCACGGUGAUAGUGAUGAUGACAGCCCUGGUUGAGGACGGAGAGAAACAGUGUGAUCGCUACUGGCCUGACGAGGGAUCCUCCCUAUACCACAUCUAUGAGGUGAACCUGGUUUCGGAGCACAUCUGGUGCAAUGACUUCCUGGUUCGUAGUUUCUACCUGAAGAACGUUCAGACCCAGGAGACCCGCACACUCACCCAGUUCCACUUCCUCAGCUGGCCUGCCCAGGGUAUCCCCACCUCCACACGCACCCUACUGGACUUCCGCAGAAAGGUGAAUAAGUGCUACAGAGGCAGAUCUUGUCCGAUCAUUGUACACUGCAGUGAUGGUACAGGCCGGACUGGCACCUACAUCCUGAUUGACAUGGUUCUGAACCGCAUGGCCAAGGGAGUGAAGGAGAUUGACAUUGCUGCUACCCUGGAACACGUCCGUGACCAGAGACCAGGGAUGGUGCGCACCAAGGAGCAGUUUGAGUUUGCCCUGACCGCUGUGGCGGAGGAGGUGAAUGCCAUCCUGAAAGCCCUGCCCCAGUGAAACCAACUCGAUCCAGACCUGCCUACCUGCCUGUACCACAGACCCCCCCCCCCCACUCAAUGAUCCUUCCCUUGCGCCAUGGAAUUAUAUCUGCAAUCAUCAACUGUGUCUUACCUCACCUUUUCUCUACAAUAUGGUGUAGAAUGACCAAGCUGUCCUUUGUGCUUUCUCUCCUGUUUGAAUGAUGCCUUUGAUUUCUUGCUAUUCUCUGUGGUGGUGAUGAGGAAGAGGGUGUUUCUGUCCUCUGACAGAGUUCCCUUGUGAACAGUGUCCAGGUUAUUGGGGUGAGCUGAGAUGGCUUAUUGUUCUCUCAAAGGUAGAUAGAAAUCAUAAUAUUUUAACGUUUUACAUCAAAGAACUAUGUCCUUUUCAGAGUGUCGUCACAAAGGUUUCGGCUGUGGUUGGUGAAUGAGGAUGGAUGUGAGUCAAGAAGGCUUGCCAGCUGUCACUCUCUGAUUCUCCCUGCUCCUCAGAGCGUAUUUGUUUACAAUUGACCCAAAUCUCAAACCCUGCUCAUUCACAUUCCAUGUUCUCGUGUUUUACUAACUCUCUAGGUAAAAUGACUAACCCAUACUUCCCUCUUCUCUUCCUGUGCCAUAUAGAUUGUUGUAAAUGAUUUGUUCAAUUAUUGUUGUUUACCUCAAGCAAACCAGAAAAAAAUAAACAAAAAAUGUUAAAAUAUGAAAAAUGCCUAUUUUGUAACUUUGUGUGGUAACUAAUAAACGUUGAUGUGUGUGUUGCAAA